AUGUCGGCACCGUUUGAUCGUCGUGAGAUCGUGAUUGUUGACACCCCUCAUAUGACCCUGCCCGUCAUAAAAUCACCCUCAUUGAAGCGUCCGAGAUCGCUGGCGGGGCAUCAGGCAAGGCGGGGGGGUAUGCUCGCGAAGUGGGCUUACCCGAGCAACAUUGUCGGUCUCAGCUACAAGCUCCAUGCAGAACUUGCGAAGGAGCACGAUGGAGUCAACCGAUGGGGCUACAGGGAAGUGAACUGUGGCCAAUUAGUCGUCAGAGGCCGAGCCCUCACCGAGAAGAGCGCAGGGAAAGCCGAGGGUGGAAAGUCGGAAUCCCUCCAAAAGCGCAGCGCGGCCGCUAUUUCAAAAUUGAAGUCAACCAAAACUCCACAAGACUUGGAUUGGAUUGAGCCCGAACUUCUGCGGGCGUACGAGAGCAUGAGCGGUCCCGGUGAAACCGCGCAAGUGCAUCCGUAUCAAUUCACGACGUCCAUUGCAAAGCUUGCACAGGAGAAGGGUGCAAACAUCAUCUUUGGUCAAGUCACAGAUAUUGCACGCACCGAGAACUCGGUGGAGUCUGUGACAUAUACCGACAAGACAUCAGGUGAAGUUCAAACCAUCGCAACCACCGAUGUGCUUGUUGCCGCCGGUCCAUGGACCAAGACAAUUCUGCCGGAGGUGCCAAUCUCAGCCAUGCGGGCUCAUAGUGUUGUCAUCCAGCCCAAGCAGCCUGUCAGCGCAUACUGCUUGUUCACAAACAUUGAGAUUCCAGCCAACUUCAAUCCAGAGAAGAAAUCACGGCCCACCGUGGCAGCACCAGAAAUCUAUGCCCGUCCAGAUGCAACCGUCUAUGCAUGUGGAGAUGGAGACAGGGAAGUGCCACUACCAAAAACAUCUGCAGAUGUCGAGGUCGACCAGGAGCGCUGCCAGGAGAUCAUUGAACAAGUUGGAAGUAUCUCUGAUGAGCUGCGCGACGGUGAAAUCCGCGCCCGCCAGGCCUGCUAUCUUCCCAAUUGCGAUUCGGGUGGUGGCCCGCUUGUUGGUUUGACUGGUGUGGAUGGACUCUACCUUGCGGCUGGCCAUACUUGCUGGGGUAUUCAGAAUGCCCCCGGUACAGGCAAGCUCAUGAGAACUACAUGUAUUGUAUCAACAUCAAUGGAGAAGAAUUAUUAG
Messenger RNA from Penicillium brevicompactum, 1158 nucleotides. RefSeq names its product NAD(P)/FAD-dependent oxidoreductase. Gene Ontology annotation, cellular component: late endosome; cytoplasm. NCBI's taxonomy places the organism in Eukaryota, Fungi, Ascomycota, Eurotiomycetes, Eurotiales, Aspergillaceae. The transcript is spliced from 3 exons. Bases 1 to 1158 code for a protein of 385 amino acids. Gene Ontology annotation, biological process: retrograde transport, endosome to Golgi. The record is from RefSeq and is a predicted model, not a curated record. Gene Ontology annotation, molecular function: oxidoreductase activity.